UCUACAAUUAUCGAUUUUUAGUGGCCUUUGGCCAUCGGGCCUCUUUCAAUUUUAGUUUGUUGAUUUUCUGGUCUGGUUCAGGCUGUAAACAAUACGGAAUUUGGCCAACAGUUCUUGGGAAAUGGCUACGUCAACGGGAGCAACUGCUGGCGACAUGUUAUAUGGUACAACUCUUUCCGCCGAAUCAAUGAAAGUCAUUGCCGAAUCAAUUGGUGUGGGGUCAUUGCCAGAUGAUGCUGCUAAAGAACUGGCUGAAGAUGUCUCCUUCAAGAUAAAACGCAUUGUCCAAGACGCUGCAAAAUUUAUGCACCACUCCAAAAGGGAAAAACUUAUACUGAGUGACAUUGAUCACGCCUUGAAAGUGCGAAAUAUAGAGCCACAAUAUGGAUUUACAGCUAAUGAUUUUAUACCCUUCCGGUUUGCCUCGGGCGGUGGCAGAGAGUUACAUUUCAUUGAAGAGAAAGAAAUGGAUUUGACAGAAAUAGUGCAGGGUAAUGUGGCAAAGGUGCCUUUGGAUAUUACACUAAGAACUCAUUGGUUGGCGGUUGAUGGCAUACAGCCCACAAUUCCUGAGAAUCCUCCGCCCUUGUCUAAGGAUCAUCAAGCCUUAGAUUCGGUAAAUCCUGUGAUAAAACUUGAACAGGGCGUAACUAAGGAUACCGCCGGCAAACCGGCAACGGGUAAAAUUCAUAAACUUAAAAAUGUGGAAACAGUGCAUGUCAAACAAUUGGCCACUCACGAGUUGUCGGUGGAACAGCAAUUGUAUUAUAAGGAAAUCACCGAGGCUUGUGUAGGUUCUGAUGAGCCCAGACGGGCAGAAGCUUUACAAUCACUUUCUUCUGAUCCUGGUUUGCACGAGAUGUUGCCUCGCAUGUGUACUUUCAUAGCAGAGGGUGUUAAGGUGAAUGUGGUGCAGAAUAAUUUGGCUUUACUGAUUUAUUUGAUGCGUAUGGUUAAAGCACUACUAGACAAUCCCUCAUUGUAUCUGGAGAAAUAUCUCCAUGAACUGAUUCCUUCGGUUACGACUUGUAUUGUCUCCAAACAAUUAUGUAUGCGCCCUGAGAUGGAUAAUCAUUGGGCUUUGCGUGACUUUGCUUCACGUUUAAUGGCUCAGAUUUGCAAAACAUUUAACACUUCCACCAAUAAUUUGCAGACUCGAGUUACUAGAAUCUUUAGCAAGGCUUUGCAAAAUGAUAAAACCCAUCUCUCCUCCUUGUAUGGCUCCAUAGCAGGCCUUUCAGAGUUGGGCGGAGAAGUUAUAAAAGUUUUCAUAAUUCCUCGUCUUAAGUUUGUCUCCGAGAGAUUAGAGACGCAUUUAUUAGGGUCGGCUCAAAGUAACACUGAUAAGACAGCUGCGGGUCAUAUCAGAGCCAUGUUGCAAAAGGUAUGUCCACCAAUAUUGAAGCAAAUACGAGGGCCUCCAGAUUUUGCAGAGGAAUAUAAAAAUGAUUUUGGCUUUCUUGGCCCAUCUUUAUGUCAGGCUGUGGUUAAAGCUCGCAACACUCCCUCAUCUUCUGUCACUAUAACGGGCUCGAAUGCCAUAUCCAGUGGUACCAUAACAUCGGCUGCACAAACUGCAACAACUAUUGGACGUCCACAAGUAACCCAAAUAACACCACAAAGGCAGCCAAGUCCUGUCAUCACCACCAUCCCACAGUUGCGAGGCAUACAACAGACCCAAAUACAACAGCAGCCACAGACACCACAGCCACAAAAGUUUGUUAUAAUGCAAACAACUACCCCACAACAAUCGUCGCCCCAAUCUGUGCUCCUAACGAGCAAUUCAGCUCUUAAUGGUAGUGGCGGCAGCAGCAUUAUUGGCGGUUCAACUAUGGCUACGACAGGCACGGGUGCAGUUGGGGGCAAUGGUUCUAAUACUCCCAGCUCUAGUAAUCUUUAUAGCAGUGUAGGCAGCACCGUUGUCAUAGGCAGCAGUAAUGUUGGUACUAAUGUCCUGAAUCGCAGUGAAAGGACAUCUGUUGAUUCAAAUUCCAUUAUAAUCGAAACGGAAGAAAUCCGACCACCACCGGAACUGGAUGAUCUGUCACAUUUGGAAUGAGACAAGCGAACGAGCGAUACCAUGUGUCAUCUUGUCAUCAUUGUUACUUGGACCGUUCACUCUAAACUUUACCAUGCUGCAGGGCAAUUUGGAAUCACAAUAAACAAAUGAAAGCUGAAAUAAAGAACUUUUUGUAGUCUUCAUAAAAUGCAUAUUUUGAAGUAGGCAAUGAAGAAUCCUUUGUGUGUAUGAAAUAAAAUGUUGAGUAGUUAACUUGGCACGCAAAAACAACGCAUGUGCUGUAAGUGAGUAAA
Molecule: messenger RNA, 2313 nt
Organism: Stomoxys calcitrans (stable fly)
Lineage: Eukaryota; Metazoa; Arthropoda; Insecta; Diptera; Muscidae
Gene: Taf6
Product: transcription initiation factor TFIID subunit 6
Exons: 6
Coding region: 122-2059 (645 amino acids)
Biological process (GO): RNA polymerase II preinitiation complex assembly; transcription initiation at RNA polymerase II promoter
Cellular component (GO): SAGA complex; transcription factor TFIID complex; SLIK (SAGA-like) complex
Molecular function (GO): transcription coactivator activity; RNA polymerase II general transcription initiation factor activity; protein heterodimerization activity
Source: RefSeq, a predicted model, not a curated record